Blepharisma stoltei is the source of this 957-nucleotide messenger RNA. The record is from the annotation of a GenBank genome assembly. NCBI's taxonomy places the organism in Eukaryota, Ciliophora, Heterotrichea, Heterotrichida, Blepharismidae.
AUGAUAAAAAAGUUACUAGGUGAAGAUCUUGCCCAAGAAUUCGCAUUCUUAGAUUCAGAAAUCACAGCAGAUAGCAGGUUAGAAAGAAAUAUUGAGCCACCUCUCAAGCGUAAAAGAAAGAUCACAUCUCCUCAAGGCCGGCAUGGGAUAGUGGAAGAUAUCUCUUCGGAAUGAUGCAAGCCAAAUGACCCUAUUAUCGAAAAACCCAAAAUAACAGCAAUGAAGCAAGCAAAGAUAGCAAAAGAAGAAAUUAAGCAUAUUAUUCAAGAAAGGGAAAAUUUAUCAAAGACUGAUACAGCACCUCUUGAACAAAAUAAUCCAAGUGGUAAGUGAAAUGGUCAAAUAAUAAAAGUUGGAGUUCCUCAAGAACUUUUAGAUGCAUUCCCAUGGCUAGAUUCCCCUAGAGAAUUUGUAGAGGGCGCGGAAGAGAAUGACUCUACAGAAAAACAAUAUGGUUUUCUAGAAAAAUUUUUUAUCUUCGAAGGCUAGUCAAAAUUAAUUAAUUAUUUUUAUAGUAAAAUAUAUUUUUUUUAAAAAUUAAGAAGAAUGGUUGUAAAAUAAGGGAGUAUUCAUAGAAAAUAUUAUAAACACUUACAUCUCUCGCUGAGUGCGCAGAGUAUUGAAAAAGAUCCUAAUUUUAGAAAAUUUAAAUACCUAAAUAGACUGAGCAAAAACUUGCUAAGUCGAGUUAUCUUUGUUAAAAUAUAAUCAAUGAUUAUUAAAAUAAAAACUCUAGUCAAUCCAUUAAAUUUUUACGAACAAAAAUUUUUAUUAUAUAAUUAUAUGCAAAGUUUAAAAGCAAAUUUGCUCAGGGGGCUAGUAAAUGAAUAGAUGGGUUUAUUAAGAUAAUAUUGAAGUUUCAGGAUCUGAAAUAUUUUUAUUAUUAAUUUCUAGAUUUCAAAAAAAUUUAUACAAUUCAAUAACUUAAUUGCUAAUGAUCUAGCUAAAUAUGAUUAG